Lachnellula hyalina is the source of this 792-nucleotide messenger RNA. It is a transcript of the gene grpe, whose product is annotated as GrpE-like protein, mitochondrial. The transcript has 2 exons. Gene Ontology annotation, biological process: protein import into mitochondrial matrix; protein folding. Gene Ontology annotation, molecular function: adenyl-nucleotide exchange factor activity; protein-folding chaperone binding; protein homodimerization activity. The record is from RefSeq and is a predicted model, not a curated record. Lineage: Eukaryota; Fungi; Ascomycota; Leotiomycetes; Helotiales; Lachnaceae. Bases 1 to 792 code for a protein of 263 amino acids. Gene Ontology annotation, cellular component: PAM complex, Tim23 associated import motor.
AUGUCAGAAAAAAAUGUUGAACUUCAGAUUUCAUACGAUACCAUCAACACGCAACAAAACACACUAGACCUCACCAUGAUUCAAAGAACACUCAUCAGACACACCCGGGCAUUGAGCUCUAGCAUCCGAUCAGCACCCAGGACUGCUAUAAGCAGACCUCAAUUUAUCCCAGCAAACAGACUGCCAGCUCGCCCAUUGGCGUCAGCGAGAUGGUAUGCCACGGAACCAGAGGCAAAGAAGGACAGUGAACCUGCGGCUGCAGAAGGAAAGACAGAGGCGAAGACUGAGGAUCCCGUCAAGAAGGAACUAGAGGUCAAGGAGAGGGAGAUUAUCGAUCUUAAAGAUAAAUACGUACGCUCCGUAGCCGAAUUCCGCAACCUGCAGGAGCGGACAAAACGAGAUAUGCAAGCAGCGAAAGAUUUCGCGAUCCAGAAAUUCGCCAAGGACCUUGUCGACAGCGUGGACAACCUCGACCGGGCCCUGACCACGGUUCCGCAUGAAAAGCUCAAUGCAUCCGAGAAGUCGGAGCAUCUUCAGGACCUAGUAUCGUUGUACGAGGGUCUCAAGAUGACAGAGGGGAUCUUGAUGUCAACGCUGAAGAAGCACGGACUAGAGAGAUUCGAUCCCAGUGUCGAGGGCGAGAAGUUCAACCCCAACGAACACGAGGCGACUUUCAUGACGCCCAUGGAGAGCAAGGAGGAUAACACGGUGUUCCUCACGCAGCAAAAGGGCUUCAAACUUAAUGGGCGGGUAUUGCGGGCUGCGAAGGUCGGUGUUGUAAAGAACAGCUAG